Molecule: messenger RNA, 5862 nt
Organism: Myxocyprinus asiaticus (Chinese sucker)
Lineage: Eukaryota; Metazoa; Chordata; Actinopteri; Cypriniformes; Catostomidae
Product: cell surface hyaluronidase-like
Exons: 24
Coding region: 252-4427 (1391 amino acids)
Source: RefSeq, a predicted model, not a curated record
UUCACACUUACUCCAUCUCUGUGACGUUCCUUCACACUCAAUACACGCCUUUAAUUUCACUUCCUCCGCGAGCGGCGACUGGGAUGGGGCUGGCUGAUUUCAGCCUAGGAAAGGAACAUCAUGUAAAAGAAGAGUAAAACACAUAAAGCGCGUUCUUCCUGUUAAGCACUGUAAGUUGCACGUGGCUCUCUGCGGUUGAGAGAGAGAAGCGAAGAAGUGACAGUGAAAAGAACGUGGCAGACAGUUAUACCAUGCAGGUGAAUGAUCGCCCCAGCAGUCACCCCAUUUUUGUGGCUCCUGUCAAUGGAAAUGCUCAGCGGUCAUCAGGAUAUGUUCCAGGCAGGAUUGUUCCAGUUCGUUCUCUGCCCCCAGCCAAGGACCCUCCACCACCCCCACUGAAGCACCCAGCCCCGCCCCCUUUACGGCCUUCGGUUUUUAAUCUGUCGGAAGAUGAGAGCAGGAGGGAACGCGCCCAAAACCAGAAUAGGAAGAAUACUUAUAUCUGUGCUGGCAUCUUCUUUGGGCUGUUCCUCCUGAUUCUCAUACUCAUCCUCAGUCUUACCUCCAAAGAUGUUUUGGAUGAGAACUGCCCUCAUCACAACCCUGCGCUGCAGACCUGGAACCCAGGCCAUGAUCCCAAAAAGGUGGUGGUGGUACACAGUGGUGAGCAUUAUUGCUUGGCUACAUCUGCCACCCUGCACUCAAUCACCAUCCAGUCUGGAGGUUCGGUUGUUUUUGCCGAUGAUAAAGUCGGCUCCAAAAACAUUACAUUACAAACACGCCACAUUUUGGUUAAAGAUGGUGGUUCUCUCCAUAUUGGGGCUCCAAAAUGCCGCUAUCGCUCCCUGGCCACCAUCACCCUGGUUGGCCGCUCAGACGAGACUGCUGUGGCCGAGGUUCCAGGGAUGGGACGAAAAUUUUUAGGUGUGAAUGGCGGAGGUACCCUGGAGCUCCACGGAUCAGAGAGGCUCUCCUGGACCCUCCUCACUCGCACUGUACCCUCUUCGGGUCUAGUUACCGGUGGCUAUGCCUUCCAGAGGAACUUCAGCCGUGGAAUUAACCUGCGGGUGGUUGAUCAGGAUACGGCGGAAGUGCUGCACACGGAGCGUUUCGAUACACAUGAGUCUCAUAACGACAGUAAGAGGCUGAGUGACCUGCUGAAGUCGCUGUCUCCAGGACACAUUGUUGCACUGGCUAUCGGAGAUUCAGCAGUGAAGAGCCUACUGGAUGAAACCAAGAGGACCAUCCAGGAUCUUCUAGGAAGCAACCACAUCAAUGAUCUCAAAUACAGGCAGGCUUGGGCAUUGGUCUCGGUCAUAGGUGGUGGGAAUGGUUCUUGUACAGAAGACGUAAGAGAACAUGAGAACCAUGACACAGGUGGCAAAGCACUGGCUCGUCGAGACUUUAUCACAGUGGACGGAGUUCGAUUCAGUGUUUCUGCGUACAGUGAGUGGCGAAAUGGUUACCCUAUAUCAGGCUUCCAAGUGGAUGCAGUGGAUAAAGUGGUUCUGAACCUGCUAGAUGAUGUCAGCAGCUGGAAACCAGGUGAUCGGAUUGUGGUGGCGAGCACAGAUUACUCUAUGCAUCAGGCCGAGGAAUUCACGCUGCUCCCCUGUCCCCACUGUAACAGGAAACAGGUCAGAAUUCAAGGAAAACCUCAGUUCACUCACGUGGGAGAGAUACUGGACGGUGUGGACAUGCGUGCGGAGGUGGCUCUCCUCUCAAGGAAUAUCCUUAUUCAUGGAGAAAUGGAAAACUCCUGCUACGGAAAAAACUGGUGCCAGUUCUUCAGCCACGACACUUUCGGGGGACACAUCAAGAUUAUGGGGAACUUCUCGUCAGUACACUUGUCUCAGGUGGAGUUGAAGCACAUGGGUCAGCAGCAGGAGAAGGGCAAAUACCCCGUGAACUUUCACAUGUGUGGAGAUGUGGACCAGCGUGGGGGCUACAGUGACCCCGCCUAUGUGGACUCCCUCUCCAUACAUCACUCCUUCUCCCGAUGCGUCACUAUACACGCCACCAACGGCCUGCUGGUUAGGGACACGGUUGGCUACGAUACGCUUGGACAUUGUUUUUUCCUGGAGGAUGGGAUUGAACAAAGGAACGUAUUUUUCCACAACCUUGGCUUGUUGACCAGGCCGGGAACCAUUCUACCUACUGACCGCAAUGAUAGCAUGUGCAUAGAAAUUACAGACCGAGUACACAAAGGCUAUACACCUUCUCCUGCAAACGAGUGCAAGGCAGUGUCUACAUUUUGGAUUGCCAACCCCAAUAAUCAUUUGAUCAGUAAUGCAGCAGCUGGCUCACAGGAUGCAGGGAUCUGGUACGUCUUUCACAACUCUUCUACAGGUGACUCUCAUGGACUGGUUCCAGAGACAAAAGCUGAGCUUACACCUCUGGGCAUUUUUUAUAACAACCGAGUUCAUUCUAACUUUAAGGCUGGCCUCUUUAUCGAUAGAAAAGUCAAGAGUACCAAUGCCACGGCAGCAGACCCACGUGAAUACCUCUGUUUGGACAACACCGCCAGGUUCAGGCCUCAUGAGAACUCUGAUCCAACCAGGCCACGAAUGUCCGCUCUCAUCGACACACUCAUCUCCUUUAAGAACAAUGAUCUGGGGGCCUGGAUCCGAGGAGGUGACAUCAUUAUACGAAACUCAGGAUUUGCAGACAAUGGUGUUGGACUCUCAUUUGCAAGCGAUGGCAGCUACCCUAAAGAUGAGGGCUCUAGUCAGGAGGUCUCCCAGUCUCUGUUUGUUGGUGAAAGCAGAAAUCGGGGCACCAACGGAGGGCAAAAUAAAUACUGGGGCAUCAGUGGAGUGGACGGAAAGAUGAGGACUCUUCCAAGAAACAAGACAUUUCCAAUUCGAGGUUUUCAGAUAAAUGAUGGUCCAGUGAGGAUCAUAAACAGCACAUAUCGGGCCUUCAGCUCGACAGCAGAGCGCUAUACCAUGGCUGUGGGUUUCAGCCUGAAAAACAUCUGGCAGCUGACACCCAGAAAUAGUCUGUCAUUUCUCGCCUUCCACCCGAGUGUGACUCGGAGAACGUUUUUUGGGCGCCCAGGCGAGUGGUUUGAGCAGAAUGAUCUGGACGGCGAUAAAAACUCAAUCUUUCAUGACCUGGAUGGUUCAAUCUGCAAUUACACAGACACAUAUGUAGGGAGAGCCGACAACUUCCUGAUUCGCCAUCCUCAGUGUGUGGAUGUUCCUCAUUGGAAUGGGGUUGUGUGCAGUGGCAAGUACUCUCAGGUGUACAUACAGACACAGGGUGCAUCUAAUCUCAGCCUCUCCAUUAGCAGAGAUGAAUACCCUGAUAAGCCCAUGGUGCUGAGAGGCAUCAGAAGCCAGACAGCACCAUCCCAGCAAUACCAGCCUGUUCUGAUGAUGGGCAAGAGCUAUACGGUGCACUGGAAUGGACCUGCACCGAGAGAAAUAGUCCUUUCACUUAUUAACUUUGACCAGGGUGACUGGGCUCUGCUUGGCCUCUGCUACCCCAAUGAUACAGUCUUCCAGAUCACAUCAGACAUCUACAACAAGCAAAACAAUGGUUUUGAUGGCAUAGAGGACUACGGCCCUGUUUCAUCCAUGUCAGAUCUAGAGAAACGACAGCUGGAGAGGAAGUUCUUUUUCGAUAAAUCUGUUGGCUUGGUAUGGCUGUAUGCACAAGCACGACACAGACGUGACGGCCACAGCUACUGCUCCACCGUGGGCUGCGAGAGAGUGAAGAUCAUAGCUACCGUUCGUGCCAACCAAAAGACACAGACUUGCAACUGCACCGCCAGUGCCUACCCCAAAUACAGCAAGACUGCCAGCGCCAUAGUGCCUAUGCCAAAGCCAAACACAGGGCCCUGCAGAGCCUGUGGGGCCUCACAGUUUGCCUUCUCCAGUGAUCCGUGGAACAGCUACCUCCAAACCCAGAUCAAAUCCCUGAGUGUACAAGAGGAACAGAGUAAUGACACACAAGCCUAUAUCACUGUGAAUGCAGAAAGAUUUAACCUCAACCAGUCUGGGUUUCUCUUGGUUACUGUGGAUGCAUGCUCUGGACAAGUCACAAAGAGCUCAUUAUUUCCCAAGAUGGACUCUAAAAUGGAACAUUAUUUCAAAACUGGAAUUAUGAAGAGAUCAAUCGUUCUUCUCGCCACAAGAGGUCAGCCUGCUGACAUUGGUGCUGUUGCACAAUAUCUGGUCCCUUUGGGAUCCGCUAAAGUGCCAGAUCUUCAGAAUAAAGAGGCCAUUGCUUUCUAUGGGUUCCUCGGCAAGGGAGGUCUUUCACCACAGCCAUGGGCUGCUCUGUUAGCCUGCCAAGGUGCCAGGGUGCUGGGCUUACAGGAAAGGUUCAUUCCCCUGUCCUUAGAGGAAUAUUCUUGUCCACCACAAAAAGACCCUCCUACACGGAUGGAUCUAGAACUCCUGAGAAAUUCUCUUCGCUGAAAAUGAGCCUUUACCAGAUGUGAACAAACAACACAACCAGUGAAUGAAUGAAUGUGAACUUAUGAACUUAAUUUAUUUUGUUAAAAGAAAGUGUUAGUAGUGUUUGGAUUAGUAUUUUAUUAAGCAAAUGAAUGUAUUUGUGUCUGUUUCUGCCUUGUGUGGUUGUUUUUUUUGUCAAAUGUUACAGCACAAAGUGAUGCACUUUUUUAUAAUACAUACAAAACACCUUUAAUUCAAACUGAAUAAAAAAUUGACAGGGCAAGGUGAAAGUACAUUAGAAAUGUAGAAAAUUAAAUACCACCAGUACAGAAGUACAGCACAAUACAGAACAGGACAUUUGGUGAUUGGCCUUCAUCCCCAACGAUUUGCUGGUGUAUUACUGCCACAUAAAUGGUUAAUUGUCUUUGAUUAAACAGAAGAACACUCAGACUUUCCUUUUCCGUGUUAUUAUUCCUCAUUUUUUUAAUGGGGUAUGUCACUAUUUAAUUGUCAUAUUGGAAGGGCUAUUAACUCUCAAAUUUCACUGCUGCUCACACUAAUGACUGUGCACUGUUUACUUUCACAGUAGAUGCUUUCAGGUAGUUAAGUACUUUCAAGUGUUAGACUUCUAGUAUUCAUGUUUCAUUCACAACAUGAAGCGUUCAAUACAUAUAAAAUCUUUUCAGAAACAAUAAACCGGUGUCUGUUGUUAGGUAGCCUUUUUUUAAAGGUGUUUAAACAGUUAGCAACUGAAAUUGAAGAUUUCUGUUUGUCAUUGGUCUACUUUGUUUAACAGUGGAAAUCCCACCAAAGAUUUAUAUUGCGUAAAAUGAUAAUGCCCAUUAAAACUUGUCUGUGUUUAUUGUGUUGUCACUUUGCUUGAGAAAUGCAGUAUAACAUCCCAUAUGAAAUGUAAUAUUGUCAUUAUUGUGUUUGUAAUGGAGACCUCAAUGGUCCGGACAUGACUGUAUUGAUUUGAGAUGAAUUAGUUACUUGUUAACCACUGUAAAUAGUUUAAAAGUUUGAAUGGUAGUUGGAAAGUCUUUUGAUACAAUGCACAGAAAUGGCUGUUCAUUUUUGUAAAGUGUUAAAGUGAUGUAAAGAUGCAGUUGUUAGUAUACUGAACAAAAAUAUAAACGCAACAUGCAACAAUUUCAAAGAUUUUACUGAGUUACAUUUCAUUUAAGGAAAACGGUCAAUUGAAAUAAAUUCAUUAGGCCCUAAUCUAAUCUAAUCAAUGCAUAUGGAAAAUUUCUGGGAUCUUUUAUUUCAGCUUAUGAAACAAGGGACUAACACUUUACAUGUAGCGUUUAUAUUUUUGUUCAGUGUAUGUGGGGGUUGUUUCCUCAAAGUAUUUUUUAUUUGUAAAAUGUCAAGUUUCCCUUUUGUACUUGCCAAAGAUUGUGUUGUUAUUUGAUAUUCUGAAAUUCAUAUAUUACAAAGCUUUUAAAACAUA